AUGUGGAUCAUGAAGCUGUGGAAUCUCGCGCGCAGCAUGGAUGCAACGGUGUCGCGCCACCUGGCGCAGAUCAUACGGCUGGCAGAGAGCGGCCCCAAGGUGGCCCAGAAGUACAUCUCCCGCCUCGCGCUCUUCCACGGCAGGAAGUUUGACCUGCGCCUCCUGCUGCUGCUUAAGCGCCUCAAGCCACUGGAGGCUUACCUCUCCGAUGUAUUCUGGGCUCGCAUCGCCAACAAGCCGUAUUCUCAAGCAGAGGACUCCCUGUCGGACUUCCAGACACACUUCACUGUCAUGCUUUCCUUUCCCAACUUCUUUUCUCUAUCCCAACUUCUUUUCCCCACCCACCUGGCCAUGAUAUCAUCUGUCCUACUUGCAUGCCUGCCGCUACAGUGA
Messenger RNA from Closterium sp. Naga37s-1, 393 nucleotides. The record is from the annotation of a GenBank genome assembly. NCBI's taxonomy places the organism in Eukaryota, Viridiplantae, Streptophyta, Zygnematophyceae, Desmidiales, Closteriaceae.